UACUUACAGCUGCACAGGAGCUUGUGUCCCCUCUCGCUCCUCCUCUCCCUGGUUUACGUCAUCCCGGAGCGCCGGGGACGCGGAGACAACGCGGUUAACGGGACUUCCUCGUCACGUGAUGGGAUACGCCCCUGCUUGCGCGUAGUCCCACCCCCUCAGGCCGUGGUUGCAAUUACGCUCUCUGCGGCCUGCAGUUGGCGAGCCGCUGCUGGCCGAAGAUACAGCGCCGACCCGGACUGGAGGAGCUCUAGGCCAAAGGGGUGAGCCAGCCAGGAUCCCGGAAUCCUUCACUGCUUGAAGCCGGCGAGAGGAAAUGAAACAGACGGGAACCUGCGGGGGAGGGAGGAGACUAGCGGAAGGUGUCAUGGCGGCCGCGUUCUCUGGUCACGUGCCCCGCAGGACCGCCUUAGUGCUUCCGGUCACGUGCCCCCAGAGUCCUCGCAGCCAGCGAUGGAGGCGAGACCCCCCAGUAACAGAGGCGGCGGCGACGGCGGCGGCUCCUGGGUUUCAGCCUCUCCCCGGCGGCGUCUCUAAGAAGCGCAGCGAAAUUCAACCUGACUCAACCCACAUACUUACUCCCUCCCCAGGGCCGUAGCUCCCACCUGAAGCCAGUUAUUGGAAUCUGUGAGGAACGGUCGUCUAAUCUAUGAUCCAGAAAACUAAAAGACCAUUCAAAUCAUCUGUAAUCCUGUUACUGUAGGUAACUACUAUUACAUGUAGUAUACUCCUCCAGUCACAUAUUUUCAUCAUAAGCACAGUGGAACUCCAAGGUGAGACUGACCCAGAUUCAAACCCAGUUCUGCUACUUCAUGAUGCGUUGGAAAAGCAUCUUGAUUUCUCAGACCCAGUUUCCUUUAUCUGCAGAAUGGAACUAAUAAUAGAACCUACCUCAAGAUUGUUAACAAGAAAUUGAAUGAGAUAUCAAAACUAUGGGAUUGUAAAACAAUGUGGGGAAAUAUUUUCAAUGGCAAGUGAAGAACAAGAAUUAACUUGGAUGUACUUCAAGAUUACAUUUGUAAGGUUAAGCAAAAAGCCGGAGACAAAAGAAAAAGAAGACAUGAUUCCGUUUAUAUGAAGUCCUAGAACAGACAAAAACUAAUUUGUGCAAAAUCAGGAAGUAGUUGUUUGAAGCACCUUCUACCCAUCAUGGCAACUUCAUCUGAAGAAGUUUUACUGAUUGUAAAGAAGGUGCGUCAAAAGAAGCAAGAUGGAGCUCUAUACCUCAUGGCAGAAAGAAUUGCUUGGGCACCUGAAGGCAAAGAUAGAUUUACGAUCAGCCAUAUGUAUGCGGAUAUUAAAUGCCAGAAAAUCAGUCCAGAAGGAAAAGCUAAAAUUCAACUUCAGCUGGUCCUGCAUGCAGGGGACACAACUAACUUCCAUUUUUCCAAUGAAAGCACAGCAGUCAAAGAGCGAGAUGCAGUGAAAGACCUUCUUCAGCAGCUGCUGCCCAAAUUCAAGAGGAAAGCAAAUAAAGAACUUGAAGAGAAAAACAGAAUGCUGCAAGAAGAUCCUGUUUUGUUUCAGCUUUAUAAAGAUCUUGUUGUGAGUCAAGUGAUCAGUGCUGAGGAAUUCUGGGCCAAUCGUUUAAAUGUGAACUCAACAGAGAGCUCUUCCACAUCCAAUCAUAAGCAGGAUGUUGGUAUCUCUGCAGCAUUUCUGGCUGAUGUCCGGCCCCAAACAGAUGGAUGUAAUGGUCUGAGAUACAAUUUAACCUCUGAUAUCAUUGAGUCCAUAUUUAGGACCUAUCCAGCAGUAAAAAUGAAAUAUGCAGAAAAUGUUCCCCACAACAUGACAGAAAAGGAAUUCUGGACACGUUUUUUUCAGUCCCAUUAUUUUCACAGGGACCGGCUGAACACAGGGUCAAAGGACCUCUUUGCAGAAUGUGCCAAAAUAGAUGAAAAAGGGCUAAAAGCAAUGGUUUCAUUAGGAGUGAAAAACCCACUACUUGAUUUGACCGCUUUGGAAGAUAAACCAUUAGAUGAUGGCUAUGGCAUUUCCUCUGUGCCAUCCACUUCUAAUUCUAAGUCCAUAAAGGAGAAUAGUAAUGCUGCCAUCAUCAAGAGAUUUAACCAUCACAGUGCCAUGGUCCUGGCAGCAGGUCUCAGGAAACAAGAAGCACAAAAUGAACAAAAUGGUGAGCCCAGCAGCAUCGAUGGAAAUUCCGGAGAUGCAGACUGCUUUCAGCCAGCAGUCAAAAGGGCAAAAUUACAAGAGUCCAUUGAAUAUGAAGACUUGAGGAAAAAUAAUUCCAUAAAAACGAUUGCACUAAACCUCAAGAAGUCAGAUAGGUAUUAUCAUGGUCCAACUCCAAUCCAGUCACUACAGUAUGCAACAAGUCAGGACAUUAUUAAUUCUUUUCAAAGUAUUAGACAAGAAAUGGAAGCUUAUACACCCAAAUUAACUCAGGUUCUCUCCAGCAGUGCUGCCAGCAGCACCAUCACAGCACUGUCGCCUGGAGGAGCGCUUAUGCAGGGAGGCACACAGCAAGCCAUAAACCAAAUGGUGCCAAAUGAUAUUCAGUCUGAAUUGAAGCACCUGUAUGUGGCUGUUGGGGAACUUCUGAGGCACUUCUGGUCCUGCUUUCCUGUUAAUACACCAUUCCUAGAAGAAAAGGUAGUGAAAAUGAAGAGUAAUUUGGAACGAUUCCAAUUUACAAAGCUCUGCCCAUUCCAAGAAAAAAUUCGAAGACAAUAUUUAAGCACAAAUUUGGUAAGUCACAUAGAAGAGAUGCUGCAGACAGCCUACAACAAGCUACACACGUGGCAGUCACGGCGUCUGAUGAAGAAAACGUGAAGUGUCUGUGGCUCUCACAAGUUUUGUGAGAUCAAGAGAACUGUGACCUGCAGUGACUCUGGAAACAUGGCCUGACAGAAAUGCAGAUGAUCACACAGAAGUGACAGCAAACAUCUGCAGCACGCCAACUCUCGGAGCUGAUGCUAUUGUACUUGCACAUUGUGAACUGAAAGGAAAGGAACUGAUUAAACUAAAAGCUGGGAAGGUAAAUUAAGGCAGAACCAAAAUGAGCUAAGUUGCAAAAAUAUAUAUAUAUUUUAAAAAGACACUGUUUACUGCAGUUACUCAGGAACUGCUUUUGAUUCACAUUAAGCUGCUUUCAGAAAUUUAAAAAACUUUUUAAAAGGGUGCAUUGAUAAAAUCUGAGGUUUUUUUUGUUGUUGUUUUUCUGUGUAAAUUUUUUUUUCUAAGUUUAUGGCACAGGGUACACCUUAAGUAUUUCCCCUCCAUCCUCUACUUGGAUCCUCAAGUGUUACUGAAUUCUAGUUGUACCUUACAUCAGCAAGUUAAAGAGAGUACUUUAAAGUAGAAGGAAACUGUUGCUCAACCAGCAGGAAACAGUUUUACUCAGAAGACAUCGUUGGUCCUGUGUUUCCUACGGAAAUAAGAAACAAUAAAUAUUGCACUGAAUGUGGUUGGAGUCCCUAAAUGAUAAAGGGAACAUAUUUGCAGAAAGUCAUGUGGGGGUUUUUAUGCAGAAUUUUGUCAGAAGACAAUGGCGCUGCAUGUUUUUCUUCGAGUGCAAAUGUACAUUGCUAAGAUUUUUUUUAAUGGCAUGUGCUUUGAGAAAAGGAAAUUGCAUUUUUAAGAGUUUAAAAAAUCUUAUGAGUGAGAAAUAUAAGAAAUCUUACUUAUUUUCACCUCUUUAGAAAAAAAUAAAAGAUGUUUCUCAUACCUCCUUUUCUCCAGUAUCUGACUGUUAACUGUCCUUGGCGAAUUGAUAAUCAUUGCAUAGUGACUGAAAAGCCUAAAUGCAAAAAAAAAAAAAAAAA
Molecule: messenger RNA, 3785 nt
Organism: Hipposideros armiger (great roundleaf bat)
Lineage: Eukaryota; Metazoa; Chordata; Mammalia; Chiroptera; Hipposideridae
Gene: GTF2H1
Product: general transcription factor IIH subunit 1
Exons: 19
Coding region: 1147-2793 (548 amino acids)
Biological process (GO): DNA-templated transcription; nucleotide-excision repair
Cellular component (GO): transcription factor TFIIH core complex
Source: RefSeq, a predicted model, not a curated record